This is a messenger RNA of Lingula anatina, 6114 nucleotides long. RefSeq names its product transient receptor potential cation channel subfamily M member-like 2. Gene Ontology annotation, cellular component: plasma membrane. The record is from RefSeq and is a predicted model, not a curated record. Gene Ontology annotation, biological process: calcium ion transmembrane transport. Gene Ontology annotation, molecular function: ligand-gated calcium channel activity. NCBI's taxonomy places the organism in Eukaryota, Metazoa, Brachiopoda, Lingulata, Lingulida, Lingulidae.
GGUACGAGGUAAAUCCGCCAUAUUGCCAGUUUUAAAGGUUGACACUGUCAAAGGAAAAAAGUUGCCAAAAAAUGACAAAUCAGCGGCGUUGUCUUGAUUGUUAAUAACAAGGGGCAUCAUAGUGCAUACAUCUUGUUCAAAGUCCCUUUCAAGUAUAACCACAGUUGAUAUUAUGGCAUAAAGCACCAGUGGAGUAGUAAACCGUGACCAGUAUGAAGCGUAAUGGUAAAGUAUCCCCCAUGGAGGAAGAGCUGGUACCAAAUGACACGGUGGAGUUACAGCAUGUGAUCCAAGCUGAAAGUGUUCAGGAGACGGGAGCUGUACAAAUGCCACCUUGUGAAACAGAAGAAGAUUUAGAAUUAUCAGAUUGGAUCCCAAAACACAUCAAACGGCGAGAAUGUUGCAGUUUUAUGGAGAAACCUUCAAAGAAAGGAGCCGAUGAUGAAACUCCUGAUGAAAAGAAGGUGUGUUACUGCGGUCGUGAAAAACAGGCCCACACCCCAGAAGCACGGGAGUCCAGCAUUCCAGACAAAUGGACUGUUCACUCACACACCAAACACUUACCUACUAAUGCCUUCGGUGAGGUGGAGUUUAAGAUGUUCAAUGACAGAUCAGGGAAGUAUGUGCGUGUGGCUGGAGACACCAACAUGGAGAUCAUGACAGAGCUGUUGAUGGACAAGUGGAACCUGGAGCUGCCAAACCUUCUCAUCUCCGUCACAGGGGGCGCCAAAAACUUCACCAUGAAGCCGAGACUGAAGGAGGUGUUUAGGAGGGGUCUUGUGAAGGCAGGACAGAGUACAGGUGCCUGGAUUAUUACUGGUGGUAUGAACGCUGGGGUGAUGAAGCACGUCGGAGAAGCGGUUCUAGACUAUACGGUCGCAGCGGGGUCGCGGCAGAAACUUGUCACCAUUGGCAUCGCCACUUGGGGAUGCGUUGCCAGCAAAGAGCAGCUGACAGACUUGGCGGCUGGAGACAAGAAAUCAGAGGGUUUGUGGCCAGCCAUGUACAAACCCCAGAAGAACAACAAGCGAGCUGCGUCUCUGGACCCCAACCACACCCACUUCAUCCUGGUGGAUCAGGGGACAGAGCUGAUCUUUGGAGAAGAGAUUGACUUCAGGGCGGCACUAGAGAACGAGAUUGCCAAGCAGAAGAAUGCUGUGGACACAACUAUUCCUAUAGUCCUGGUGGUGGUGGAAGGAGGUCCAGGCACCAUCCACACUGUUCACAGCGCCAUCAUGAAUGGGACACCUGCAGUCAUUGUGGACGGCUCUGGCAGAGCAGCAGACAUCUUUGCUUUUGCUUACAAGUUUUCUCGAGAAGUUGUCAUCCCUGUUGUUGAUCAGACUGGGGCUAAGAAAUCUAAGACUAUCACAGUGAUAGACGAGUUCACUGACAAGAAAAUCACUGAGAUGGUGAAAGAGGAAUUUGGAGAAACGAAUCUGAUUCAGAAUGUGACGUAUAUUAAAGAGUCCCUGAUCCAUCGUGACUUGGUGACAGUGUUCACUAUAGACCAGAGGGAAACGGCCAAAGACAUUGAUGUGGCCAUUCUGCAUGCUUUACUGAAAGCCAAUCGCAAUGAGACAUUGACACAACUGCGUCUGGCCUUAGCUUGGAACAGAAUAGACGUGGCUGAGUCAGAAAUCUUCACAGACGACUACAAAUUGGACCAAGGUGGCUUCAAUCAAGUCAUGCAAACUGCUGUACUGGCUGGAAAGGUGCAGUUCAUCAGCCUCUUUUUAGAUAACGGUAUUAACCUCCAUGACUUCUUGACAAUGGAGCGACUAGAAGAUCUAUAUGACAGUAUUCCAGAAAAUAGCUACUUGAACACCUUGAUUGAUUUAUUCAGGGAUCCUAAAAGAAAGGGUAUGUGUGUCAAUCUUUAUGACAUCGCCAUGGUGAUCCAGGAACUGAUGGGGGACUCCUACUCUCCUCUUUACACCAGAGAUCCCAGAUAUUAUGGUGAAGAUGAUGAGGAAUCACAGCUGCCAAUGAGGAGACACUCCAUGACUGAAGGACACAUGUCUACAGCAGCAUCCAGCAGUGAUUUAGAUCAAAACCAUGAGUAUUUUGAUGUCCCUGCUCGAGAGCUGUUUGUGUUUGCAGUGCUCAUGAACAGAAUGGAAAUGUCGAAACUGUUCUGGGAGAGACUGGAGGAACCAAUAGGAGCUGCACUGACUGCCGCCCAGAUGUUACAGACCAUGCAGAAACACACGGAGGACACAGAACUCCAGUCUAAACUAAGGAAACAUGGACAAUACUACGAGGAAAUUGCUUGUGGCGUCCUCAACGAGUGCCAUUUAUCUGACGAGGCUCGUGCCUCGCAGGAACUCUUGAUUCGAGAACUGCCAAACUACGGGAACUCUACAUGUCUCCAGCUCGCUGUGGAGGGGGACAACAAGACAUUCAUCUCUCAUGCCUGCUGCCAGUCACUGCUGAACCAGAUCUGGAUGGGGAAGAUGUCUCACAAGAAUAAGUUGUGGAGGAUCUGGCUCUCUAUUCUGUUUCCUCCAUUGCUGCUGGGGUUGAUCUACUUCAGGGAAGAUGAGCAAAGUAGGUUUGCCAACAAGAACAAGGGCAAGCAGGACAACCCAAGAGGCCUGAAGCGUCAACGAUCUGCUUAUCCAAUCAAAAAGAAGGCGAGUGACGCAGGUCCUGGAGCAAAGAAUCUCGGAGAUGAAGGCUUAGACAUCCGAAAUACUGGGCGUAAACUGACCUGGUACGACAGGAUUAGGUUCUUCUACAACGCCCCCCUCACAACUUUUCUGCACAACUGUAUUUCAUAUCUCUGUUUCCUGAUGCUGUUCAGUUACAUUCUCCUCACCAACUUCUAUCCCACUGUCUCCACGGCCGAGUACAUUCUCAUGGUGUGGGUUUUCACUCUCCUCGUUGAAGAGGUGCGCCAACUGCUCGCAGACGAUGCCUCGGUGUUCCGCCUGAAGUUAAUGAGCUACAUUUAUGAUGCCUGGAAUGUCGUGGAUGUCGUGACGCUGUUGUUCUUUCUCACGGGUACUGUGCUGAGGUUGAUUCCUGGGUGCGAGGGCUGCUUCGAGGCGGCAAGGAUUGUGCUGGCUCUGAAUCUGAUGACGUUCUGGUUCAGAAUUCUCCACAUAUUUUCAGUGCAGAAGACCCUGGGGCCAAUGCUUGUUAUGAUUGGAAGAAUGGUGAUAGAUCUGCUUGGUUUCUUUGUAAUCCUGAUGGUAUUUGUGCUGGCGUAUGGCCUGGCGUCGCAGGCUAUUCUGUAUCCUAACGUGGACCUUACACCAGUGAUUAUUGUGGACGUGCUGAGGAAAGCAUACUGGCAGAUGUAUGGAGAGCUCUUCUUAGAGGAUAUUGAAGGUAUCACUGACUGUACGACAGACCUGGCUGGUAACAGUACGUUGCCGCGCUGUCCAUCAGAGGCAGGGACCUGGGUGACCCCCAUACUGCUAGGCCUGUACAUCUUGUUCACCAAUAUCCUCAUGUUUAACCUCCUUAUUGCCAUGUUUAGCUACACAUUUGAUAAGGUGAAGGAAAACACAGACCAUUACUGGCACUACCAGCGCUACUUCCUCAUUUACGAGUACCACACGCGUCCCCCUCUGGCCCCGCCCCUCAUUAUCUUAUCCCAUAUUUACCUCUCCAUCCGUACCGUACUGAGAAUUUGCUGUAAGAAAGCCCAUAAUGCUGGGAAACGCAAUGUGUUCAAAUGGAGAAUUAAGGACGAAGGUGUGUCUAAACGGCUCAAUAAAUGGGAGUUUAUGAACGGAGAAGAGUUUAUACGAAGGCGUGCCCAUCUGCACAAGGCAACGAUGGAAAUGCAGGUCAUGGACAGUAAGAAUAUGCUGGAGACUGCCUCUGUGAAUGUGGAGGCAUUAAAGGAUGCGAUGUUAGGGAUGAGGUCCAAGCAGCAAGCCCUGGCAAACAAAGAGCCAUCUUACCUGGAAGAAAGGUUCAACUCCAUUGAAGAACAGCUGGAAACCACAUUCCAAGCUCUCCACUGGAUUGUCCAGAACAUGAGUGGACAAGCCAAGGGCAACCCUCCAAAACUGCAGGACCCCAAGCAGAGGAAAAUAGAAGAGGAAGAAAAGAAGAAUGAUCUGGCCAAGCAAGAGAAGGAACGUUACAUGAUGAUGUUAUCGGAACAAGUGCGUCUUCACGUGAAGAGUCGCACAUCUCCAUAUCCAGAGGCAGGGCCCGAUGUGAAAAGAUUUCAAGUACCAGAUGCCAAUGUCCCCUGGACAGUCCCAUUCCCUGAGUACAGUCCAACAGAAUACACCAGUCCAGUAGUGUUGGAGGGUCCUGAUUGGGCAGACCCUGAUAUUCUCAACAGCAAACCUGAGAAGAAGCUGAGUUUCAAUGAGUAUGACAAAACCUACAAAGUGAACAGGAAAAGCUUCGAAGGGCAGUACAAGAUAGACAAGAAUGGCCUGCCUCUCAACCCCAAGGGUAGGACGGGACUGAUGGGGCGCGGACUGCUGGGACGCUGGGGACCAAAUUUCAGCGGUGACCCUGUUGUUACCAGGUGGAAACGUGGUGAAAAUGGCCAGAUUGUUGUUGAAGAUGGACGAAAAGUGUUAGAAUUUGUGGCUAUUCAACACAAAGAUGGCAACCGUGAAUGGGGCAUCCCAGGGGGUAUCAUCCAGCCUGGUCAAAAUGUCCUGGACUGCUUGAGGAUGGAAUUUGCUGAAGAAGCUAUGGGUGAAGAUGCCGCAGAUUCUUCCCAACGCAAAAAUGAAAAGUUGGAACAGUUGAUACAGAAAGGACAGAAGGUAUAUGAGGGCUACGCAGAUGAUCCCCGGAAUACGGACAAUGCCUGGUUAGAGACCACAGCCUAUAAUUACCAUGAUGAAGAGGGCAAGAUACUGGAAACCUUGAACCUGAAGGCGGGGGCUUCAGUUGAACAUGUUGCCUGGCAACCAGUGAGCUCCAAGAUUCAGCUGUAUGGAGGCCACCUGAACACGCUCAGACAGGUGGCACUGAACAGAAACGCAGCUUUUUAAAACCAUGAAGGGCAGGCGAAGGGACUCCCUACAUUUUAAAAUGGCAGAUGCAGUCACCUCGUAAUAAAUGUAAAAAGACUUUGUACCUGAUCGAGGCAAACAUAACAACCGCUGAAUGCCCAACUGCAUCAUGAUUGCCAAUAUGUUUCAUGUUCUGAAUUCUUGUGUCAAAGCACAAUAGGGUUGAACUCGAUAGAUUUUAGUGUGGAUCGAAAGGCUCUCCAAUUCUGGGCAAUAGUAAGGUCAACACCUGCGCUAUGUUUGAUGGGCACGUUUGGAAGAAAGAAAGUCUAGCUACUAGCUUGCAGUUACUCUGAGUACAUAAUGUUUUAAGUGUACUUUGUGUAACAGAGACAAAAUGCCACAAUUAUCAUCAUCGACUCAACCACCUUGAUCUGAAUGUUAUUUGUGGGGUACUCUGUAAUCGUGUUUGUGAGAUGUGCCUGUGUAGUAACUAAGCGUGAUAUUACGUAUGUUUUACCCAACUGUGAUAAAAAUUUACAUAAUCAAUUCUAUGUUUUAACAAAGGAGAAAUGAAAAUUUUAAAUGCCAAAAGAAUGUAGCAUAAAAGGAAGACAUUAUGAAACUGGAAGUGGAGUUUGAUAUUUACUUUUGUUGUUUUGUUUUGCUCAUCAUUGAAAUUCAUGUACUGUCCUCAUAGUGCAUUGGUAUACAAUGAAUGUUGUAUGUAAUUGUAUAUUUGUCUGCACUAUUCUUCUUUCAUGAAUUCUCUUAAGAGAACUAGUUUAUAGUCAGGGUAAUCUAUUAUAUGAUUAUUUAUCCAAGAUGUAUAUGUAAUCUCCGUCCAGUAUUUGCAUAAAUUAAUCAGGGUUGAAAUCUUGUUGGAAUGUUUAAUAAAUAACAUGACAUUAAUCAGUACAACAAAUGGAAGGCAUAAUAUUUGUUUUUUUAUUUCAUUAUUUAGUUUGUUUGCCAUUAUUUUUUUAAAUAAUAUGCAUUUUGAUUUUAUAGAAAAACAUAACAUUCCAUAAAAUAUUUUUCUAGUGCUGUUGUAAACCAUAUUUAACAUAUACUAGUGUAUUACUCCGUCCGUCUGUAAAUUUUUAGUGCAUUUUUGAGGUGUAGGCCUUCAUCCACGACUGAUUAAAUGUAUAAAAUAAAUUAUACAUUUUUA